Molecule: messenger RNA, 3656 nt
Organism: Ceratina calcarata
Lineage: Eukaryota; Metazoa; Arthropoda; Insecta; Hymenoptera; Apidae
Gene: Arfip
Product: ADP ribosylation factor interacting protein arfaptin
Exons: 6
Coding region: 235-1230 (331 amino acids)
Biological process (GO): intracellular protein transport; regulation of Arp2/3 complex-mediated actin nucleation
Cellular component (GO): trans-Golgi network membrane
Molecular function (GO): phospholipid binding; protein domain specific binding
Source: RefSeq, a predicted model, not a curated record
AACUGAUUACAAGACAUGAAGACGUGUGAUGCAUUCCAAAUACGAAAUUGAAAUUUUUCAAAAUUUUGUCUUUACGGGUGUUUCCAAAGAGCAUUUCCGUUGCGAUAUCUGCCGUCUAGUUUCGUAUGGUUUCGUAUCGUCGCCAGUGUCAAGAUUCGACCUGAACCAACCUGAACUUUUAAGCAGAGAACGAUUACUUAUAACUGCUAAUUUUGUUGUAUCACAUUAAGGGAAAUGGAGCGAAGUAUUCACGAAAUGUUAAAGGAUGCACCAUCUUUGAACGACAGUGAUAAUGCAGUUCAUAGUGGAACACCACCACCUCAUGUACCAAAUAACUGUACUAGUGAUAGUCAACCUAGACCAGCUACAAUAAAUUUAACAUUGAAUAGUCCUACAUCUCAAAUGUCUAUGACAACAAUAUCUCCUAAUACACCUAUUCAAAAUGGUGACACUCAAACAAUGCGUACUACUCAGAGUAAAAUUGAAAGCAUUAAGAAUUGGAGUAUUUCUACAUACAAGUGCACAAGGCAAUUAAUGUAUGAAAAACUUGGGAAAACAUCGCGUACAGUAGACUCAGAGCUUGAAACACAAAUCGAAUUAUUAAGAGACACUCAAAGAAAGUAUUGUAAUGUUCUGCGUUUAUCUAGAGCAUUAGCUUCUCAUUUUCAUCAUGUUGUUCAAACGCAGCAUGCUUUAGGAGAGGCAUUUUCUGAAUUAGCACAGAAGUCACCAGAAUUGCAAGAAGAGUUUCUUUACAAUUCAGAGACACAAAGAAAUUUGACUAAAAAUGGUGAAACACUAUUAGGGGCCUUAAACUUUUUCGUUUCCUCAGUAAAUACAUUGUGCAAUAAAACUAUUGAAGACACAUUGUUUACAGUGCGGCAAUACGAAACAGCAAGAAUAGAAUACGAUGCCUAUAGAACAGAUCUUGAAGCUUUAGCGCAAGUGACAAAAAACGAUAGCACUAAUGCAGUAAGAUUAGAAGCAGCUCAAGCUAAUUAUGAAGAGCAUAAGCAAAAUUUUGAAAAAUUGCGAUCGGACGUCUCGAUUAAACUUAAGUUUUUAGAUGAAAACCGGAUCAAAGUAAUGCAUAAACAAUUAUUAUUGUUCCACAAUGCAGUGUCUGCUUACUUCUCUGGAAAUCAGACUGCAUUGGAAGCCACAUUGAAACAAUUCAACAUAAAAGUUAAAUCACCAAAUUCAUCUUUACCAUCGUGGCUGGAGCAGUAGUUACAUUAGAAGAAAUGAAUCCAAGAUGUGUGUGAAAUAUAAACCAAAAGUCAUGCAUUCGUCCACUCAAAUUUCUCUGCAAACGCAAAGGAAAUUACAAGGUAGACAAACUUACAGAAACUUUUAAAAACUUAUUAACUAUCACUGUUAUUCAGUAAACUUCGUGAGUUUUAAUCAUUUCUGGGACAAAAAUGAUGUAAAAGCAGACUGAAUUUUUUUUUAUAAUUAUGUUUUAAACAUUGGCCAGUAUCCGUGAUAUGUGGCGUAUGUUUCAGUGAAUCUUAAUUAUGUGAUUAAUAGUUGUGUGUGCAACAGUUAAUGACAAUUAUGAACAUGUCUGUUGAGAAGUCCAGCAACAGUUCUCUUUAUUCCAUAGAAAUGCUUAUGAAACUUUAAAGACAACAUAGAUUAUUUAAUUUUUAUAUCUUAGAGAAGUUCUAAUGUAAAUACAUAAAUCAUCCUGAUAUACUGAACUUUGAAUUUUACAAUAUGUACAGAACAGUAUUGAUUGAGAUUGGUUAUUUAUAUUAAGUUUUGCACGAAUGUUUUCAUACCGAAAUUUAACAAAAUAAAAAAUUCCCAUUUUAGACCAUAUUAAUGUCCUCCAUUCCAUUUUAAAUAUUAAAAAUGACUGAUUACUAAUUAUGAUUCACUAAGCUGUUGCGUAUAUUUUAUUUACGUGCUUUAGUAUUUAAUAAUUUAAUUUAAUUUAAAUUAAAAUAUAAUAAAAACAACAGUUCUUGACAAAAAUUCUGUUUGUUCCAAAUAUUUACUCAUUAGAAUAAAUAGAAGAUGUUUAAUGAACAUAUAGAAAUUAUUUGAUUCUGAUUUACAUGAUAUUUUCAUUUUUUCUCGAAAAUGAACAUUGAUACAAAGAUUGCUGAUUCUUACAAAUUUUAUAAGAACUAACAUUUAAGAUCGUUCAUGCAAAUACCUAAUUUUUCUUAAGAGAACAUGCUAUUUUUCUUCAACAACCGGCUCUGUCUCUUUACCAUCCGCAUCUGAUGUGAUUGAGUCAACCUUAAGUCGUUUGUUGGGUCCCAUGUCAAUUUCCUUAGAAGGUUGUGAAGUCCCUCCUAGAGGAUUGUGUUUCAAUUCGUCAGUAAUAUUUCUUAAGAAAACAAUAAAAGAAAGUAUAGUCUUACCAAUGGCGACUGACGAAGGUUCCGCCCCAAAAAGCGUAAAGAAAUCAUCUGAAAACUUGACAACACGUCUACCUAAGAAAACUGGUAUUGCUGAGACUUGAUAGGACCUCAGACCACGGCCCAAAUACGGCUCUCUAUUGCCAGAGAUUCUUUCGUUACUUCCAGACAUUUUUAAUUGUGCAACUCAACGUUUAUAUAUGAACUUUGCUUUGCAAUCUCCUCUGUGGUGUGCCACACGUCGUGCAUUAUAUUAACAAAUGAAAAGCUAUAACAAAAACGAUCUGCAAUUUUUUUUACAUAUACAGUAUCCUAUUUUAAAUGACGGAUCGAAAUAAUGUGGACGAAAGCAUUUACUUUGGAAAACUAUGUUUCCAACAAAAGUUUUAUGGUUCACGGAAGGCUAUUCGUCAGUAAUCUCGACUUCGGUCUUGGGAUCAGUGUUCGAGAAAAUGUGUUCAAUUGUAUACUGAAAUCAUGGACAAAUAUUUGUCUACAGUUACCUAUUCAAUAAUUUGAAAAUUUUUAGAUCAUUAAACGUCUUUUAUUUAUUAUAAAGAGUAUUAUGUAUUUUUAAAGUUGAAUGCACUAUCGUACUUGACAUUUUUAGUACUUUUUUAUUUUUACAUCUAAGUUAUGUAGUCAUCUUAUUCAUCUACAAAUUUUUAUAUCAAAAUUGUCUGUUUCUGAGAAAACAGAAACGAAUCUCAUAUAAUGGGAUUAAUCAUAUAUUUAAUUCCAUGCUAAUUUAUUUGUGCAAUUAGUAUUUAUACAAGACUGCUUGUGACUACACUUAUCCAAUUAUGUUACUGAUUUAACUUCUAGGAUACUUUUAAGUACGUAUAUAAAGAGCAGACAAUUUUAUUUUGCUUCAUACUAAUACAACAGUAUUCUUUUAGUGAGUGAAAUCAAUCUUAAUUGAAAAUAUAUUUAUGUAUAAAAGAGAAAUAGAAUUAACUGUUGCAAAACAGAUUUACAUUCAUAUUUAUUAAAUAAAUAUUUGAAAAUCAAAUUAAUUUACAUUGUCUUUAUAUACAUACUUUUGUAUAAAUCGACAUUGUUUAUGUGUAUGCUUAACUUUUUUUCGUUGAAGCAGCAAUACAUAUUGUGUAUAUUACGCAUUACAAAUCAUUACGCUUCAUGAAUAGAAAAUCUUUAGUAUAGUUGUAAUAAAUGUAUGUACAGUGUCAUUAUUGUUUGUUGAAUACACACUCAUAGUUUACAUUGAUAGUCACGUAAAAAUAAUACAGAAAUAAAUUCUGUAAACAUUAUCGCGAAAUCACU